CUCCCGGACCCGCCCCCAGACCCCGCCGCCUCCCCCUCCCCUCCCCUCCCACCCCAUGCUCCAGUUACUGCGAGGAGGAGCUGCCGCGUUUGCGAGUCUUGUUGUCCGACCGCCGAUCGUAACAAAAAUGGCUCUAACCCAACUCUCAAGUACUAAAUGCUUUGGAGGAUAUCAGAAGGUGUACGAGCAUGACAGCUCGGAAUUGAAAUGCAAGAUGCGGUUUGGAAUCUACUUGCCUCCCAAAUCAGAGAGUGCAAAGUGCCCAGUGUUGUAUUGGCUUUCAGGAUUAACCUGCACAGAACAGAACUUCAUAACCAAAGCAUCCAGUCAACAGGCAGCCGCAGAGCACGGUCUCGUUGUCGUGGUGCCGGACACCAGUCCUCGUGGCUGCAAUAUUCCUGGUGAGGAUGAGAACUGGGACUUUGGUACAGGCGCUGGGUUUUACGUAAAUGCCUCGGAGGAGCCUUGGAAGACUAACUACCGGAUGUACGCCUAUGUGACCGAGGAGUUGCCUCGUCUCGUUGAUGCUAAUUUCUCUGUGAUCUCUGGGAAGAUGUCCAUCUUUGGCCAUUCAAUGGGUGGUCAUGGAGCAUUAGUUUGUGCUUUGAAAAACCCUGGAAAGUACAAGUCUGUGUCAGCGCUGGCUCCUAUCUGCAACCCCGUGAUGUGCCCCUGGGGACAGAAGGCAUUUACUGGAUACCUGGGACCUGAUAAAACCAAGUGGGAGACGUACGAUGCCACCUCUCUAGUGGGAUCCUAUUCCGGACCUCACCUGGACAUCCUCGUUGACCAAGGAAAGGACGAUCAGUUCUUGGUUGCUGGACAAUUGCUCCCUGAUAACUUUAUCAAGGCAUGCACUGAAAAGAAGAUUGCGGUUGUUCUACGGCUCCAGGAGGGAUAUGAUCACAGUUACUACUUCAUCGCUUCAUUUAUCGGAGACCACAUCAAACACCAUGCAAAGUAUCUCAAUGCUUAGGCACCAGCAUCUAAUUGUACCUCUCCUUCGUGAAAGAUAAUAGUUCACCAUAUUUUGGUUCAAUAACUGCAGUUCUUGCCCUUCCCUACACAGUGGCUGCCGGUACUUUGAGUUGAUCUGCAACAAGGAAUUUAUCCUCAGCUAGCCAACCCUUUGGAAAUCAUUGUCAUUGAUUUGCUUAAUAAAAUUAGUUGUUAUCUCGUCCAUAUCAGUGUAAAAGAACAAAGCUGAAAUAAAGUCUUGAGAAUAAAGUCAA
Amblyraja radiata (thorny skate) is the source of this 1232-nucleotide messenger RNA. It is a transcript of the gene esd, whose product is annotated as esterase D/formylglutathione hydrolase. NCBI's taxonomy places the organism in Eukaryota, Metazoa, Chordata, Chondrichthyes, Rajiformes, Rajidae. The transcript is spliced from 9 exons. Gene Ontology annotation, cellular component: cytosol. Gene Ontology annotation, molecular function: S-formylglutathione hydrolase activity. Bases 56 to 976 code for a protein of 306 amino acids. The record is from RefSeq and is a predicted model, not a curated record. Gene Ontology annotation, biological process: formaldehyde catabolic process.